CUACAUCCUUCCCAUUUCUCUCUUCUGGCUCUGAACACUAAUCAGUCUUUCUCAGAAGAACAGUAACGUAACAGUGUUAUUCACAAUGGGAAGAGCACCGUGUUGUGACAAAAACGGCCUGAAAAAAGGUCCAUGGACUCCGGAGGAAGAUCAGAAGCUCGUUGAUUAUAUCCAGAAACACGGUUAUGGCAACUGGAGGACGCUUCCAAAGAAUGCAGGACUGCAAAGAUGUGGAAAGAGCUGCCGUCUCAGGUGGACCAACUAUCUGCGGCCUGAUAUCAAACGAGGAAGAUUUUCUUUUGAAGAGGAGGAGACAAUUGUUCAACUGCAUAGCAUUUUGGGCAACAAGUGGUCUGCUAUUGCUGCUCGUUUGCCUGGAAGAACUGACAAUGAAAUCAAGAACUACUGGAACACCCACAUUAGGAAGAGGCUUCUCCGAAUGGGAAUCGAUCCGGUUACUCACAGUCCUCGGCUUGAUCUGCUUGACUUCUCUUCCAUUCUAUACAACUCUUCUCAUCAUCACCCUCAAGUAAACUUUUCAAGGUUGCUUGGGAUGCAACAAAUGGGACUCAACCCUGAGCUACUAAGGCUAGCCACGAUCCUAUCAUCUCAUAGAGAAAGAAAUUCAAACUUCUUCAUUCAAAAUGACCAGCAGCAGCAUCUUUGCAGUCCCCAAAAUGAUCAAAUCCCAGUACAGCUAGUCCAAUCUAGCCAGCUCCAAGAACCCUUUCAAGAAAACGUUCCAGUUUGCGCCACAUUGAACACCGGUGAUAUUCCAUUUCCUCAUGAAGUACAACCACCAACCAUUACUGAUUUCAGUUCCCAAAAUUGCCAAAUAAGUGAGUGGCAAAGUAAUGGCGAGGCCCCUUCAAAUUUUACUGAAAACCAAUAUGUUCAAUUACCAAGCUUGACAUAUUAUGAUGGGUCGUCGGAUCACCAGAUCGUCAGUGAUGUUUCACCCGAAACUUCGAAUUUGUACUCCUACAACAGCAACAACCAGAAUUUCAACUUCACUUCGGUGUUUUCAACGCCUUGCUCAAGCCCAACGCCUUUGAAUUCAAACUCGACUACAUACUUCAACAGCGGCACAGAGGAUGAACGUGAGAGCUACUGUAGCAACAUGUUGAAGUUUGACAUCCCAAACAUUUUGGAUGAUUUCAUUCAUGUGUAAUUAAUCAAUGUCAGGAUCAAACUGAUCCCAAUUGAUGAAGCAUUUUCGCAGUUCAUACGUGUAAAAUUUAGCAAAUAAUUAUUAGCUCGAGCAAUUUUCUUAAUCUUACUGUAUUCGGAAGCAAGUUCUUGCCCCUUGUUUUUUAAUUAAGGAAGGUUUCCAUAA
This is a messenger RNA of Rosa chinensis, 1336 nucleotides long. RefSeq names its product transcription factor MYB102. Bases 86 to 1171 code for a protein of 361 amino acids. The transcript is spliced from 3 exons. NCBI's taxonomy places the organism in Eukaryota, Viridiplantae, Streptophyta, Magnoliopsida, Rosales, Rosaceae. The record is from RefSeq and is a predicted model, not a curated record.